CUCCCGCCGAGGCCAACACACACUCUACAUCGACUCGACAAUCCGGUUACCAUGAGCGAGGGAGACUACCGUGUUGCUGACAUCUCGCUGGCCGACUUCGGUCGCCGCGAGAUCGAUAUCGCUGAACAUGAGAUGCCCGGGCUCAUGUCCUGCCGUGAGGAGUUCCCUGGCCAGCUCGAGGGCGCCCGUGUGUCUGGAUCCCUGCACAUGACCAUCCAGACGGCUGUCCUGAUCGAGACGCUGAAGGCGCUAAGCUCGGACAUCCGUUGGUGCUCGUGCAACAUCUUCUCCACUCAAGAUCACGCCGCAGCAGCCAUCGCACGCGACGAAUCUGCCGCAGUGUUCGCCUGGAAGGGCGAGUCGCUUGAGGAGUACUGGGAGUGCACCCUCAGCGCUCUGACAUGGCCGGAGGCGGACGACAAGGGCACCGGACCCGACAUCAUCGUUGACGAUGGCGGCGACAUGACCCUGCUGAUCCACGAGGGCUUCAAGGCCGAGAAUGCCUACGAGAAGGACGGCACUCUCCCCGACCCGGAGUCGGCAGGAGACAACGCGGAGUUCAGGAUCGUCCUCACCAUCAUCAAGCGCGAGCUGCCGAAGACUCCCAGGAAGUGGCACGAACUGGCGGCUCGCUGCGUGGGCGUUUCGGAGGAAACCACAACCGGUGUACACCGUCUGUACAUGAUGGAGAAGGACGAGAGCCUUCUAUUCCCGGCCAUCAACGUCAACGACUCGGUCACCAAGUCCAAGUUCGACAACCUGUACGGCUGCAAGCACUCCCUCCCCGACGGUCUCUGCCGCGCGACCGACGUCAUGAUCGCCGGGAAGUCCGCCGUCGUUUGCGGCUAUGGUGACGUCGGCAAGGGAUGCGCCCAGGCCAUGAAAGCUGCCGGUGCCAUCGUGUACGUCACGGAGGUGGACCCCAUCUGCGCUCUUCAGGCUGCGAUGGAAGGCUUCCGUGUUGUGAAGCUCGACACCGUCGUGAAAACCGGUGACAUCUUCAUCACCACGACCGGGAACAAAGGAAUCAUCAUGGCCACGGACAUGGCGAAGAUGAAGAACAACGCCAUCGUGGGCAACAUCGGCCACUUCGACAACGAGAUCGACCUCGCCGGCCUGGUCGCCACCACCAAGCAGCUCAACAUCAAGCCGCAGGUGGACAAGUUCAUCUUCGACGACGGUCACGCGAUCAUCCUCCUCGCCGAAGGGCGUCUGCUCAACUUGGGAUGCGCCACUGGGCACCCCUCGUUCGUCAUGUCCGCGUCAUUUACAAACCAGACACUGGCCCAGCUUGAGUUGUGGAAGGAGAAGGAAUCGGGCAAGUACGCGCGUGGCCACGUGUACGUACUGCCGAAGCUGCUCGACGAGAAGGUCGCCCGCUUGCACCUCAAGUCUCUCCAGGUGGAGCUCACCGAGUUGUCGACCGAGCAGGCGGACUACAUUUCGGUCAAGAAGGAAGGCCCGUUCAAGCCUGACACCUACCGUUACUGAGCGAAUUUCGUCGGCGUUUCGUGCUCUUCCGUAGACGUUUCCCCCGCAUCCUUGCCAAGUAGUGUCCCGUAGAGUCGUAGAGUUGAUGCUUUUAUGCAAGGUUGCCAGGGAUACCGUAGAUUUGGCUGUUAUCCGCUGCGGUGGCAUGCACACCCAUUUCAACGUCAAAAGAUUUUGGAGACUGGUGCGAAUCCAAGGAUAUACUAAACGUGUUUCUCACGAUGUGUUUUUUGUUUUGCCUGUUGGAACGUGGUAAAAGUCGACGCUUUCCCGCAACAACUAAAAAAGACUGUUGAUUCUCCACGUCGUACUGUACACGCUCCUUCCACGGUCGGUUCGUAUCCACCAUUAUGUCCAACAGUGGUGACUGCUGUGCAACCGAGAUCGAUCGGGCUAAUUCGGAGAAAUGGCCAAGUUUUUCCUGAAACUAACUGUAGACACGCAUAUUCCGUACAAAUAGCUUCACCUGAUGUACAUGCCUGAUGCAUCGUAUGUAUAUGGAGCAGCCGACCACGAAGAGUCUCCGUUACUCUUGAUUGCUCGAUUGUUGAAGCCCAUGAAAGAUAGUUUGCACUAAUCUUUACUGAAAUUUUU
This is a messenger RNA of Ectocarpus siliculosus, 2085 nucleotides long. The record is from the annotation of a GenBank genome assembly. NCBI's taxonomy places the organism in Eukaryota, Phaeophyceae, Ectocarpales, Ectocarpaceae.